Messenger RNA from Topomyia yanbarensis, 2904 nucleotides. RefSeq lists its product as uncharacterized. The transcript is spliced from 10 exons. The record is from RefSeq and is a predicted model, not a curated record. NCBI's taxonomy places the organism in Eukaryota, Metazoa, Arthropoda, Insecta, Diptera, Culicidae. The coding region runs from base 541 to 2556 and encodes 671 amino acids.
UAGUUAUAUUUUAAUCACUCGCGACGACGGUCGAUCGCAGUUCAACUGGCCAUUUGGUGUAUGCGCGUAAUAACUCCUUCUACACUUCCUUCCACUGCUGCCCAGCAAGCAACCGAAGAUCGUUCGGUAAUUUUUGUGUUUGUAUUUCAUCGAAAAGUGCAGUCCUCCGUUUAUAUGUCUUCAAAGUGAAACAUUUGGCCUUUCAUUGAUUUCGAAAAUCGAGCUGCGGUUUCCGAAGAAGUUCGCGGAAGGUGCUGACUGUUUUUUUUUUCGACUCACUUUCCUUUCACGUCCAGUUUUACGACCGUGUGCUGUGUCUGAAUCUGUUUGCUGUUUCGAUUUGCAGAUACAAAAAAAAAUCUGCUGUUUAGUGUCUAACGAAAGGAGAAUAGAAAACCCAACACCCAACAGGUUUAAAAUAAGAAUACGGUGUUUCUCUACUCGGAAACGCAACAGCAGUGUCACGUCCGGCAGGAGCAAUUUUUUGCGUUGGUGUAAACAUCAGUAGAUACCAGACAGUCAGUGUAGGACUGCUAAAUCAUGACAACCACCCGAGAGCGGCGAGAAGAAUACCACUCCAAUGUGGUGCGCACGUUGACUCCAUCCCGGCCACUUUCACCCGGAACGCACACGACCGAGUUCGAUAGUAACUUAGAUAAUCUCCUGGAGGACCUGCAGGCAAGUGUUUCCCGUCCGGGCAGCUCGUUAGGGCAACCGAUUACCGGCAGCUACCAAACGACCCGUGAAGUGCAGUAUCUGCAGCCAGCCAAUGUCACCACCGUUGCCCGGGAGCGUUCGCUCAGUCCCAGUGUUCAAACGAGCGAUCGCAAACUAUACAAAACGGCCAAAUACGAAUACAAGAGCAGCAGUUCCAGUGGCGGCGGUCCAGCAGUCGGAUCGGAGAGAGUCAGCGAAGUCUACCAGCGCAAUAUCAACCAACUCGACACGCUACUGAAUGACCUUGAAAGGGAGCGCGACUCCUCGUUGGAUCGAAGUCAACGUAGUCUUAGUCGAACUGGCAUCGAUUCCGGACUGACGGAGCCUGGAUCUAAAAUCGUCAAAACUACUCACACAUACUCAUCAACUGGCAGCAAACAGCCAGUCUCGCGGGAGUUAAUAUUCGACUCCCCGGGUAGCUACGAGGUACGGCAGUCCCGCUCACGCCAACGCAGCCCCUCGUAUGAAAAUGAUUCGACCACAGUGAAAAAUGUAUCCUACAGCUCCGAACACAGUGGCAUCUACGGAGGAAUCAAUCGUUCCCGCACGGCUACUCCGGUUCGAUCCGAACAGUAUUACACCGAAACGCGCACCGUUUCUCCAAACUCGGAUCUGGUGCCACGGAACGUUCAUUAUAAUGAAACAGUCUCCGUUGAUACAAUCCCGGCAUCCAAGGCACUGGCCAAUAUUCCACUGUCCGAUAAUAUUUUACCACGACCGAAUACGAAGGUGACAACGACGGUGCGAACUUACACAUACGAGCUCCCGCCUGAUAGCGAACUGAACCAAACAUUAUCCUACCGCAACGAAUCGUUCAACCAAACCUCCAAUACCUUGCCAGCCGUCUAUCCGGAACGAGAUCUGUCUCCAACUCAGCAUGUCACUCCAACCUCUAAAACCAUCCUGGUUAAGAAUGAAACCAUCAACACAACGAAUAACGUUCAGCAGUACCCAGUUCCGACAAUUUUAGAUCACCAAUUACCACCAAAUACAGCCAAAACCAUUUACUACAAGAAGGAUACCAAGCACUCAACGACCAAUACGUACCCUGUCUAUCCGGAUCACCCGAACGGUCCCCAUCCAACGAACUUCAAAGCCAUUGAUGGCCCUCCAAUCGGAGACCACCCACCUCCACGUCCAAUCAAAUACACGGAUAGCCCCGCCUAUCCACCAGCAACGAAUACUUACAUUUACCGCGAGGAACGUACCAACAAAACCAACAACCGAUACGGAUCCCCGGUUCCGAUAGUAGAAUAUCCGGACCGCCACGGAACAUACCCGAGAGAACCUCAGCCGACUACGGUAACCUACAAGUAUAGCUCGACGACUACUAACGCUUCUAGAAAUAUCUAUCCACCACCGGAGGAACGGGAACCGCUGCUGCAGCCUUUCCCUACGGAAGGCAUUCCACCGAGUGAAGUGGACGGUAAUCCUCCCAAGCGGGUCGAUGAUCUGAUGGCGACACUCGGAGAGAACGGCCAGAUUACCUACAUGUCGAAGCACACGCACACCAGCGAGAACGGUACCGGUCCGAAGAAACCGCGCGAACCAACUCCUCCCAGGAAAGUGCAGUUGGCGGAACCAAUCGACAGUAAAGCCGCUGCCAUUUCUUCGAAAAACGUCGCUGGUCCACCGGUCUACUAUCCGCCCGGGCAUGAAAUGUUCGCCAAGAAGGAAAGCGAAGCCGCCGCCUGGCGGGCCCAGGGUGAAUAUGCAAAAGCGAGUGGAAAAUACAUGUACGAGUCGGAAAGUAAAUCGAAAAGCAGCUCCAAAUCCGGAGCCGCCGUUGUUCCCGUUUGUCUUCCGCUAUGCUGUGCCAUGCCGUGUAGCAUCAUGUGAGGGGUUGGGUGCCGUUGUUGCGUUGUUGUUGUUGGUAAUAAGAUGCAGCUAGUGUAAGCAAUGUAAUCUGGAAGCAUACUUACUUAAAAUAUUAACAAAGUUAACAUUUCACUUUUGAAAACAACGACAGAACAUGUGCCAUUUUCUCGAGAAACAAAAACGAAGUUCUUAUUUCCGGAAACAAAUUAUCUUUUUGCACGAGGAAUGAAUUCUCCGGAAGGUAAUGGCUAGGAAAAGAUAAAAGAAAAGCUUGGAAUCUCUAAAACUACAACGCGUAUUAACGAUAUUAUUUUGUUGUUAUUUUAUACAUUCUAAUUCAUGAUGCCAAUAAAAUUGCGAUUCAUAUGA